GAUGGAACGAUAGGAAGGGAUGUGCUGCAAGUGACCAUAAAGUCUCCGCGUCGGACAUCACUUGCAUCCAGUUGCUACCGACUCUCAGGUGUCUCCAAUCCUCGUUCCCAUUUUCUCCUCUCUCUCUCUGUCGACACUGUCGCAAUCAAAAGACCCGCGUUCACGCUCCGUCGUUUCGUUCGGCAGUUGACGGGAUUUUUUGGCUAAUUUUAAUUUGUGGCGGAUUCGACUUGGCAAAUUGUUUUUUUUUUUUUUUUUCAUUUCUUCUUUCCACCUUUUGACCACCGACUACCGAAACCGCUCGCCAAAACCAUUUAACACGGGUGCCAUGCGAGUGAGGUUGACGGGCGACCAUUAGUCCCAUCAGGCUUUGAAUCACAAGAUGCGAUCAUUCACUCUAGUUCAUAACUCAAUUCAUUUCAUCAUGGUGCAGGCAAUUUCUCUUCUCACUCUCUUGCGCAUGCUGACUGAAGCUCAAACGUCUUGCAACUUUGGAUUGGGUCGAAUAGUGUACGAGAAAUUGCCCCAUCAACAGCUCCAAGGCUACGACGACGAUGUGGUACGGGAUGCAUCUCCUCCGAUGCAAGUGUUAACGAGAUGUCAAGAUCUGUGUCUUCGUGAUCGAACGGCAGCCAAUAACCUUGUGCGAACUUGCAGUUCAUUUGAUUUUCAACCGGGCAAGCGCCUGACACUUCCCAAUUCACUGCCCGCUCCUUUCAAUUCCCCGUCAACAUCACCGUCAGUGGCCGGUGCUGUAGAAUAUGACGAGUCUGUCUGUUUCUUGUCGCGAGAACUGCCCCGCCCAGAAGGACUAGGGGCCCUCGUCAACUUACCCGGUCAUUUUCUAUACAGCGAGGUCUGCUUAAGUUCGGCCAGGAUUGAGCGUGAGUGCCCAAAUAGGAAAUCAGUUUUUGAUCGAAUUACCCGCAAGCGGUUUCGGCCUUCUGGUUCGAAAGAGUACUUUGUGAAUAAUCGUACCGAAUGCGAGGAUAAAUGUCUGAAUGAAUACAGCUUCGUCUGUCGCUCUAUUUCGUACGACAGUACGUCGAGGACGUGUUCGUUAAGCCGAUACACGCGCCGCACUCAUCCCGAACAAUAUGAAGACGAUCCUGGAUUCGAAUAUCUAGAAAAUACCUGUUUAUCAGAAGAUCGUCGCUGUGAGGGUCAACUUACUUUCGUUCGUGAAGAACGCGGCCAGAUGCUAACCGCAUUCGACUCUGAAAUAAUGAUAAAUACGACUAUAGAAGAAUGCCAAGCCCGAUGUUUAUCGGCAGACACAUAUUUCUGUCGUUCGUUGACCUACGAUCCUAUUUCUAAAGCAUGCGUCCUCUCCAGCGAGGAUUCAGCUUCGCUGAGCGACCAGGAAGUGGCCACGAUGACCGGAACUGGUUAUUACUACUUUGAAAUUCUAUGCAUGGCCCUUGGAGCAAAUGAAGUAAAUCCGCUAUCACAGCGAGGUGAAGGCGAAGCAUCACCACUUCUUGUCGACGGCCGCCGAAGAGAUAUUUUAACGGCAUUUCAACGUUACCGUAAUUCACGUCUCUCAGCCGAUUUCCAAACGGAAAUUACCGAUCGGUCGUUGGCUGAAUGUCUCGACGAAUGCCUCCGUCAGACAAGCUACCGAUGUCGAUCUACGAUGUACAGCGAGCGAUUCAGAGUAUGCCGACUUAGUCGCUCCGAUCAAAAGGAUGGCCGACUAAUUUACGAGCCUGAUUACGAUUAUUAUGAAAGCCUCUCAGUUAUGAACGAAACAGUAUUUGAGAGUUCGUCGAGCUUCGUGAACCGCCCGGAAGAAUUCGGUGAAAUUACUGGUUCGUCAGCAGUUGGCGGUUUUGCUGCGAGUUCUGCCGUUCCUGCUGGAAGCUGGCCGCCAGGGAUUGUUCCAGAAAUACAAUCAGAUGAUCCGUACUAUGCGGGGCCAUGGCCAGCAGGGAGCGGUAUUAGCCCAGGAGGAUUGCCGGGAGGAUCUUCGACGGGAUUGGGAAUUCUUCCCGGAGGAAAUCAACUGGGAAAUCGUCCUCGGUGUGAACCUGGACGAGAACACGAUGGAUUUCGCCAGGCCGCCACGCGCAUGCGCCUUCGACGAAUAUACGUUAAACGCUACUUGGUGGCACCGUCCCUAGCCCAGUGUGAGCGUGAGUGUCAAACAGCGCGCGAUUUCCGUUGCAUUUCCUUCAAUUUCUAUCGUUUGCCUUUCUUUUCGAACGCAAUUGGCGGGGAACGAGAAAACUGUGAGCUUAGCGAUCGAUCAACUCGCGAAUUAGACACGAGUAAUCCGUCCUUCUUUGAAACCAAUGGCGAUUAUGAUUUUUACGAACGUUCUCAAACAUCUGACUGCCUUGACGUGAGCCAAGUAUGCAAUGAGGACGGUAUGGAGUUCACAUUGCGCACCCCGGAACCGUUCACUGGACGAAUUUACACUUACGGAUUCUACGAUCGAUGUUUCUUUCGUGGUACAGGGGGCCUUACCAAUGUUUUGCGAAUCACAGGUCCCAGAGGUUUUCCUGACUGCGGAUCACAGAGACAUGGAGACAUAUUGACCAAUAUAAUAGUUGUCCAAUUCAGCGAGAUGGUUCAAACCGCUCGUGACAAGCGUUACAAUCUCACGUGUUUGUACGGUGGACCUGGUGAAGCUGUCGUCACUUCUGGUUAUAUUGGCGCUGGAUCUGGUAGUCCUACACCAAUCGAAUUCCUUCCAGCGCAGAACAUCCUGGAUUCGCGCGUUCGACUACUUAUCAUGUAUCAAGGGCGACCGACCACUACCAUCGCUGUUGGUGAUCCUCUCACCUUCAAGCUCGAAUCGUUGCAGGGCUAUAACCUAAUUGCCGAUAUUUUCGCCACAAACGUCAUAGCUAAAGAUCCAUACACCGGCAAGAGUGUUCAGCUGAUCGAUCGUUUUGGGUGUCCUGUGGACGACGGAAUCUUUCCAUCUCUAGAUCGCGCCAGGAGCGGCGAAGGUUUGGAGGCAGCCUUCAACGCUUUCAAAAUACCCGAAUCCAAUUUUUUAGUUUUUGAAGCCACCGUGAAAUCUUGUCGAGGCGGAUGCCAACCAGUUUUUUGUAAUACCAAUAACGUACCGGGCCGUGGUUCUGGACAGUCUUACGGCCGAAAACGGCGUGAUUCCCCGGCCGGUUUUGCUUUGAACAAACCUGCCUGGUUAAGUUUGUCUAGCAGCAGUAGCAGCAGUACCAUGAAACCCAUAGAGGACACGAAUGAAGAGGAACUCGUUAUGGAAAUGCUUAGGGUUUAUGCUAAUCGUGACGAGAUUCCUGAAAACACUGUCAGUCUUCAGAAGCUAGAUAUUUGUCUGUCUCGUGUAGAAUAUUACAGCCUCAUAACUUCGUUAGGCAUCAUACUGCUCAUCUUAAUAGCAUCUUCAUUUGUGGCCGGCCUUUGUUUCAGACGUUACCGUUUACUACACUUCAAAAAUGCGGGAGCAGAUGCAACGGCACCACACUCUAUGUUGAGUCAUAACACCUACGGUCAACAGCGGCAGCGCAACUUGUUUCAUCAUACUCCUUCAGCUCGGAAUUUCGCUUUUAUUAAUCGUGCCUUUGACUUGCGCACACCACCAGAAUCUACUGUCGGUGACAGGCAAACUGAGCUGGACUUUGGAGAAGGAGAAGUAGCAGAUCGAGCAGUCAGCAGAAAAGGACAACACAAGCAGCAAUCGCGGGCUUUUCAAGACCCGAGCGAGCCAAUAUAUACUGAGCCGUCGUUGUUUGAGCGGUCACGAAGUCUUCGCAGCGUGGCCGCUCCCGACCUCCGCCGUGUCGUCCAUCGAACAACCGCCGAACAACCGGCUAUUAAAGAAGUGCCCGAUACUGAGAGCGCCGCGUUAUAACAAUAUAUAUUCACCUGCAAUGUCUUUAUCCUUUCUGACAGUUUAAACUUAACUAUUUUUUUUCAAUUUAGUUAUCCACGUACAGUACUAUAAAGGAUUCACUAUAUUAUAAGUAGAUUGACUGCACUGUCUUAAUAGGAUGUUUUCACUUUAUUUUACAAUCACACAUUAAAUGCAGGAUAAUGAUUAACAUGGCUGUUUCUCGUGACUUGGGCUUAUGAUUUGGACUCAUCACGAAGUACAGUAGAUACCCCCCCCCCCCCCCUCCAUAAUUAACCUUCUUCAAUUACGGCUACAAAGCGUGCGACCCUUCUGUGUGUUCUGGCGAAAUGGAAUCAGCCACCUCCUCCAAGCGCAAAACUUCUCUAUUACGUGACCUAUACUUUGCAAUUUUUGAACUCUCAAAGUGAAACUUCAAUUUUCCACAAUCACUUUUUUUCCCAUUUUCGUGUUUACUUUGAGGAGGUUGAGGCCUGGCCACAUCGUGGUGUCAUGGCAACGGAAAUUUUGGAAAACGAUUGUGGAAAAUUUAAGUUUUCUUCUAAAAUAAAAAUAAGCAAAGCAGGCCGCUAGGGAUGAAUGCUUUUAGCACCUGAGUACGGCGAGUGAUUUUAUUUCGGAUUUCGACAGAUCUGACAGAAGAGUUGUUCUUAGUGGAUGCACCCUAAGUGCACCCUUCUCAAUAUUCUUAGAAUGAAACACAUCAAGGAUUUCCCCAAUAUUUUAGUGUUGACCAAAAAAGGUGAUUGCUACAAAAAACCCGUCAUUUUUUACAAUCAAGGAAGAUGUUGGCGAUUUGAGGAAGCAUGCAAUAUUAGAUCAAUUCUAUCAAAAUUUGAUCAUUAACUAUGCGAUUCUUGCAUUGAAACCCCUCUCCAAACUUUGUUUCGGUGUGCUUAUUCCGGUAUCUGAUGACUGAUGACAAUAUAUUCCAUUACGUUAAUAA
Daphnia pulicaria is the source of this 4790-nucleotide messenger RNA. RefSeq lists its product as uncharacterized. NCBI's taxonomy places the organism in Eukaryota, Metazoa, Arthropoda, Branchiopoda, Diplostraca, Daphniidae. The transcript has 21 exons. The record is from RefSeq and is a predicted model, not a curated record. The coding region runs from base 383 to 3844 and encodes 1153 amino acids.